Molecule: messenger RNA, 703 nt
Organism: Cricetulus griseus (Chinese hamster)
Lineage: Eukaryota; Metazoa; Chordata; Mammalia; Rodentia; Cricetidae
Source: RefSeq, a predicted model, not a curated record
AAGAGAAGAGGAGGAAGGAAGGAAGGAAGCAAGGAAGGAAGGAAGGAGAAAGAGAGAGACAGAAAGAGGAGAGAUCUGGAGGGGAAGAAGAGGAGACGCAGGGCAGAAAUAAGAGAGGAUCACACUCGCCCAGCAGCAUCCACAGGCCAGACUGGGGACAGUGCUGCUUCCACCGCUCCUCGGAUGGUGACGGGGCCUCGCCGCGGACGCAGUCCCCCCGAGCACCGGCUCUGCAGGUCCUCACUGCCGGAGCCCCGCAGGAAUCAUGCCCAGGUCCUUCCUGGUUAAGAAGGUCAAACUUGACACAUUCUCUUCGGCAGACCUCGACAGCUCCUACGGGCGCGCCCGCAGCGAUCUCGGAGUGCGACUGCAGGAUAAAGGAUACCUCAGUGACUACGUGGGGCCUGCGUCUGUCUACGAUGGCGACACUGAGGCGGCGUUGCUCAAAGGGCCAUCCCCGGAGCCUAUGUAUGCUGCGGCUGUGCGCGGAGAGCUGGGUCCCGCGGCCUCUGGCUCACGCUCCAACCUGCGCGCACACAUGCAGACGCACUCCGCCUUCAAGCACUUCCAGUGCAAGCGCUGCAAGAAGAGCUUCGCGCUCAAGUCUUAUCUCAACAAGCACUACGAGUCAGCCUGCUUCAAGGGCGGCGCCGGCGGCCCCGCAACCCCUGCGCCGCCGCAGCUCAGCCCGGUUCAAGCCUAG